GUCACCAUCAACAAGGACGUGCCUUAUCCCGUAAAGGAACCCCCGCAGGUCAUCACCGUCAAGAAGCCCUACACCGUGAAAGUUCCCGGCCACCGCCACUACGUGGACGUGCCGGUCCCUUCGCCUCCCCACAUCGUGAACAAGAUCAAGUACCAUUAUGUCACUGUGCAUGACUACAACUGCGACUCCCAUUUCGACAAGUGGUACUAUGCUUGGUCUGGCGCGAAGAAGCAAUGGUGCUGCGCGCACCAGCACCUGGGCUGCCCAGGAUCUUGGCACCAUCACCACGUGGUGACCAUUACUGGUGUGCAGCAUCUCAAGCACUAUGAUUGCCAUGCCGGCUUGUCCAACUGGUAUCACGGCUGGUCCCACGUCAAGAAAUCCUGGUGCUGCGACCACCAUCAGCUGGGCUGCCCUGGCAUGGCGCACGGGCAGUGGCACCCUCACACUGUGGUGCACACCAUCAUGGGCCACCAUGCCGGCCAUGGCGGAUAUGACUGCGACGCAGGCUACUCCAAUUGGGAGCACGGCUGGUCGUACCACAAGAAGACGUAUUGCUGCGAGCACGAGCACAAGGGCUGCCAGCCAUACCACUGCCACCACCACGAGGAGCACGACACGUGGUCGGAGGACAAGCGCGACUAUUGCUGCGGCCACUUCCAAAUCGCCUGCGCCGCAACCACGCUGUCGCCUCUUGGGUGUGACGCC
Messenger RNA from Symbiodinium sp. CCMP2456, 708 nucleotides. NCBI's taxonomy places the organism in Eukaryota, Dinophyceae, Suessiales, Symbiodiniaceae. The record is from the annotation of a GenBank genome assembly.